CAGGUCUCAAACUUCUCAUUUACAUCAAAGCAUGCAAUCAGUCAGAAGUCAGGACACAGAAGGGCUUCUGCAGUGCUGAUGCUUUGUGAUCAGCGGUUAUCAGCAAACUGAUUGCAUUAAAUAGGAAAAUAUUUGUCUAUCGGUAAUCUUCACUUCAACAGGUUGACUUACAAUUCAUACUUAUUGUGAUGGCCAUGUUUGGAAAGUAUGGACGCUGGGCCUUUACCUCCCUUGGCGCUGCAUCCGCAGUUGUCGUCGUCGCCAAGUGUGCCAGCCGUUUGGAUGAUUCUAAUAAUGAAAGUAGUGGCAACAGGGUUCACAUUCGACCACCUGAUUAUGCACCUACAACGAAAUGGGACACCAAUUGGGAUAGGUCAGAUCCUCGGUUUCUUAAGCAUAAAGUAUGGUCAGAUGAAUCCAAGAAAUCCACGAACGAUGAUUCUAACAUAAAAUUCCCUACUGCAAGGAGAAACAUUUUCUUGAUAAGACAUGGACAAUACAAUCAAAAGGGUGACGACGAUGAUUGUCACACUCUUACUAAAAUUGGAGAAGAACAAGCCCUUCUGCUGGGGAAAAAAAUGGCAGCCUCCGGAAUCAAAUUCACAUCCAUUCUUUCCUCAGGAAUGACGCGAGCAAUUCAAACGUCAGAACUAAUGUUAAAAGAAAUGAAAAAUGAAUACCCUGGUUUGAUUCUCGAGAAAAAAGAUCCCCUUCUCAACGAAGGCCCUCCCUGUAUACCGGAGCCUCCCUACCGCAACAAAGAACUGUGGGAUCCUGAUUUCAAUGAAUUUUAUGCUGAAGGAGCAAGGAUAGAGGCAGCCUUCCGUCGCUAUUUCCAUCGAGCGGAUCUUGAUCAGAAGGAUGAUUCUUUUGAGAUUAUUGUCUGUCAUGCUAACGUGAUCAGAUAUUUCACAAUGAGAGCAAUGCAAUUUCCACCAGAAGCAUGGCUAAGGAUCAGUCUAGACCACACUAGCAUAACUCGGAUUUCUUUGUUACCAAAUGGGGAUGUUAUCCUCCGAGGACUCGGAGACAGCGGCCAUCUUCCUCCCGAUAAAACGACUGCUUAAUAAUAUGUUACAAUAUCACAAUAUUGUACUUGGUGCACUAUCAAAAUAACUAAAAUCACUUUAAUGACGCUUGGCAGACCUGAUAAAUUAAAGAGAAUUAUGGACUCUUUAUGAUUUACAUUUUGUUAUAGAAAACUGGAACAAGUUGAAUUAUAUACGAUUCAUCUAAACUAACAAUUUAAUCUUACAUAUAUAUUUGUCAUCGUAAAUCAUGUCAAAUUAUAUUCAUGUGAAAACUUAUUCACAAAAUCUACAAAUAAGAAGUUAUAUUUUCAGAUGAGA
Folsomia candida is the source of this 1349-nucleotide messenger RNA. RefSeq names its product serine/threonine-protein phosphatase PGAM5, mitochondrial. The transcript has 6 exons. The coding region runs from base 189 to 1067 and encodes 292 amino acids. NCBI's taxonomy places the organism in Eukaryota, Metazoa, Arthropoda, Collembola, Entomobryomorpha, Isotomidae. Gene Ontology annotation, cellular component: mitochondrion. Gene Ontology annotation, biological process: positive regulation of mitochondrial fission. The record is from RefSeq and is a predicted model, not a curated record.